This is a messenger RNA of Trichomonas vaginalis G3, 768 nucleotides long. Its product is annotated as Rac GTPase binding. The annotation marks the transcript as partial. The record is from RefSeq and is a predicted model, not a curated record. Gene Ontology annotation, molecular function: protein kinase activity; ATP binding. The transcript has a single exon. Gene Ontology annotation, biological process: protein phosphorylation. NCBI's taxonomy places the organism in Eukaryota, Parabasalia, Trichomonadida, Trichomonadidae.
UUACCGGAUCUUUUAGAUAGUUCUUUUGAUAGAACUUAUACGAGUAUCCAUGAUUUUUCAUUUUUAUUGAAAUGUUAUCUACUAGACCCGAUAAACCAUGACAAAGAACUUGUAAUUUCCAAAUACAAAGAGACAUUCGUUCCAAGGGGUUUCAAAGUUCUCGGAUAUGGAGCUCAUAGUGUCGUUUUACAUUCCGAUGAAUUCUUCUCUUCACACAUAUUUAAAUUCUCAAAACUAGAUCUUUCCGUGGAAAAUAAGAUCAAAGAAAUACUGGGGAUUCUAAUUUAUUAUCCAAAUUUGGCCGUGCCUAAUAAAUACUUUACCAGCAGCCCUUUGUAUCGAAAAGGAACAUUAACAGCCUAUAUACAAAACAAUCCUAAUCUCACACACCUAGAAUUACUCGAAAAAUUUUAUCAAAUUUGUUUAGACGUACGAAACAUUCACAACCACAACAUUAUACUAAGAGAUAUAAAGCCAGACAACAUUCUCCUCGACGAGUUUGAUAAACCUCACUACGCAGAUUUUGAUGUUUCAGUGUUUGACACCGACAAAGCAUAUGAUGUCACCGGAACUAGGUUUUACAUGGCUCCAGAAGUUGAGCAGAACCUUUUCAAAUUGAAAUACGUUGGUUACGGUGUUAAAUCAGACAUCUUUUCACUUGGAUGCGUUCUCAACUACAUGUUCAAUCACAAUUAUCCAUAUUCUAUAUAUACACCUCUUAUUCCAAAAAAAGUCAUUUAUCUGAUUGAUUUCAUGAGAAAUCUAUAG